CAAGGCGCGAAAGAGGGCAGCAUUGUUCAAAGCUGAAGAACUGAACGUUCUGCUUGAGGAGGUGGAGGCAAACAAAGGCCUCUUAUGUGAUCGCUUCAAAGGUGCCCACGUCAACAAGCAAAAAGUUAAGAAGUGGGGAGAAAUAGCUAAGAGAAUGACUGCGGUCGCUGGCAUCACUAGGUCCGGUGUUGACGUCCGGAAAAAAUGGCAAGACUUUGCCAGUCUUGCCAAAAAGAAAGCGUCGGAAAUUCAAGAUCAAUCCAAUUGGACUGGUGCCCCUGUCAACGUGCACAGGGUGCAGGCCCUCAACGACGAUGAAAAGCGAGCCAUGGCCAUCAUAGGCUACUCAGUCUCCCAAAGCCUAACCGGGGGAGUGGAUAUCCAUGCGGGUAUCAAGGAAGAGGCAGAUCCUUCAGGUGAGCAAUGGAAGGUGGAAGAGGAACCAAGGAUCCCCCACCUGUCCACCCCGGCUAUCCCCACCUCCAUACCCGCCAUGACGCCCCUGCUGACCACACCUACCCCUUCCACCGUCUCAACUGCCACCGCCUCCGUCAUGGUGGAGUUGGAGAGGGAGAAGGUGGCUCUGCUCAAGGACGUGUGUGGUCUUCUCCGGGAAGCCUCCGAGCGAGACGCUAAAUAUCAGCAAGAGGUGAUUGUGCUGAAGAGGGCCAAGUUGGACCUCAUGGCACGUCGGCUUGCCCUCCAGGAGGAGCGGUUUGAAGCAAAACCUUCCAUAAUUACCCCGGAGCAACAAGAUGGCGACGCCGACAGGUCAUGACGGGUAGGACCGAAUGGCUAUCCAUCCCCCUGGGAUGCCAUGGGAGGCGGAGAAGCCUAUGAUGGCCCAUGGUUUGUCCUUCCUUAUCGUUGAGGGACUGCACCGUGUUCACUCCCGCAUCCGUCUAAUUGGUUUGAUGUCGAACUUCCAACGCUUUCUUUUUCGCUCCACAUCGGACCUAGUGACCGCAGUCAUUAUCAGCUAUUUCCCCCCCACACUUCUUAAAAUGUUGCUUGUUGGUGUGGGCACCUUUUGUACCGUUUUUUUCUUUUGAGUUUUGAAAUAAAAACAAAAACGUGGUUUUUCAAACGAUGUGGAAACACUGGCAAUGAUGUUUGAUUUUUGAAAUUGAAAUUAACUGUAUAACAUUACCGAGGGUCUGUUAAUGUGUUACGUGUCAAAUUAAC
This is a messenger RNA of Gadus chalcogrammus (walleye pollock), 1185 nucleotides long. RefSeq lists its product as uncharacterized. The record is from RefSeq and is a predicted model, not a curated record. Lineage: Eukaryota; Metazoa; Chordata; Actinopteri; Gadiformes; Gadidae. Bases 155 to 778 code for a protein of 207 amino acids. The transcript is spliced from 2 exons.